Molecule: messenger RNA, 1977 nt
Organism: Didymodactylos carnosus
Lineage: Eukaryota; Metazoa; Rotifera; Eurotatoria; Philodinida; Philodinidae
Source: the annotation of a GenBank genome assembly
AUGAAAACUACAAUGUCAGAUGAAAAUGAAACCACAUAUCAGAAACCAUCGGUAGAAUUAUUAGAAGCUAUUGUACGUGAUUGUCAACAAAAUGAACAACGUUUACAAAAGUUAGAGCGACAUACAAGACAUGAACGUAAAAAAGCUGAAAAAUUAUUACAUGAAACAACUCUAACAAAAAUAAAUCAUGCAGUUAAAACAAGUGAUAAUCGAAGAGACAAUAUCAAUAAUGAAAACAGAUUAUCAACUUAUACAUCGAGUUUGAGACAUAAUAAUGAUGUUAACGGAAAAAAUGAUAAGAAAGAUCAUCGUAAAAGAACGACAAAAAAAAAGCCGACGUCGCAACAACAAAACUUUUUUAUUUCACUCGAUGAUGAUGAAGGUGAAGAUAAUAUUAAUAAUAAUAACAAAGAGCACGUAGAACAAAAUACAAAAGAAAAUCCGUUAAAUAAACGACAGUUAUUAGACAAGGUAGAAAAACUAUUAGCAGGCGAUUGGACUAGUAGCGAAGCGGAUCAAAUGAAAAAAUCGACAACAACCGCAUCAGAUUCAUCAUCAAAUGAGAGAAAACAUGAAGUUAAUGGAAAAAAUCAUUCAAUUAUUGCACAAUGGGUAGACGAUGACAAAGAUAAAACUCCACGAAAUACAUUAAAUUUAACAACGAAUGGUGAUAAAUCAAACCAUCGACAUAGCCAAAAAACAACAACGUUUUCAUUCGAUGAACAACAAGAAGAAAAAGAACAAUUGAAAAAUAAUGACAAUGUGAAAUUAUUUAAAAGUCGAAUUCCUGAAAAAACACCGAAAAAUGUUGAUGAUAGUAAUAGGAAUGAGCCAAGGAGGAAUAAGAAUGAGUCAAAGGAGAUACCGAUAGAAUAUGAGAAAAAAAUAACGCCCGAUCAAGUCAAUAUAAAAAUAAACGUUUAUGAUAAGGAUAAUACGUCAGCAUCAUCUGUAAGUCAAAUACCAAGAUCGAAUAAGAACGUUUUUGGUGAUAAACGUGAUGAAAAAUUUUACGAAAGAUUGAACAAUUUUGUUCGAACUGGAAAAUUUGUAAAUGAGAACGAUCAAAAUCAUAUUGAGGAAGAUAUUCCUCAAUAUAAAACUUAUGUGUCGCCUAAUCGCACUCUACCGUUAGAUAAUACACGAUAUGAUCAUCAGUAUGAUAGCUCUUACAACUGGAGAUCACCCUUAACGACGAACGAUGAUACAAAAAUUUUACCUACAACAUCAUCAUCUCGCCAGUGGUCAAGAAAAUAUGAUGAUGAUCCAGAGUUGGCCGAUUUAGCACAACGAUGUGACAGUUUACUACGACGUUUACAGGCUCAACGUCAACGUGCUUCCGUACUAGAUUCAUCUUAUCAUCCGAUAGUACCAUUAUCAUCGUAUUCUUAUCCUACUACUACUAAUAAUAAUCGACGUUAUCGGUCAUCGACGAAUUGUAGAGAAACAGAUCAACAACCUAACGUACGAAAUCGAUCUGUUUCGCCGGCACGUCAAAGUAGAAAUCGUUCGUUGAGCCCAGUUAAAUAUCAACAUCAUCAUAACGAAGAUCUAAUGACAUUGCAAGAAGCCCUUGAAUUAUCGCGACCAGAUUUUAUAUCUCGUUCACGACAACGUGUAAGAAGAAUAAAGUUGUUGCGCGAAGAACGUCAACAUAAUGCUGAAUUCGAUUACGAACGACAAUUAUUAUUUCAAUCUCCACGACCACAAUCUCAUCGUUCGUGUUACUGUUGCGACAAAAUACAGCAUAAGAAGCGUCCAGUAUCCGCUUACGAUCAACAAAAACAAACGACGAAUCAUCAUAAAAAUCGUCCACAUUCCACAAGGGCAGAUAGGCGUAGUAAUAAUAUCUGCUACAAUAUUCCAUCACCGACAUUUAAUCGUCCAUUUCAAAACUAUCAAGCAAUGAAACAGGCAACAAAAAAGAAAUAUGAUCAAUUACCUGAAGUGAAUCAAAGAAGACGACAACAGGAAUGA